CGCCGUGAGGGAUGGAGGUAUACACAUCCUCCUCUCCCGCUGGCUUGUGUAUGUGACUCGAGUGGUGAUACAGACAGUUAAUCCGUUGGUGAUAGUGGUGUCCAGCGGCGUCUCCACCCCUGUAGCGGCCGCCAGUGAAGUGUGGGUGGUGGUGACGCGCGUGCCUUACCCGAGGAAGUGAUUUAAAUGCUAAUUACCGUAAACAGCGGUGGUCUCAGUGCGCGGGGCCCAGGCUGGUGGUGAGAGGUCAGGCCAGGUCACCUCUCCCCGCAACCCUGCCUCUGCCCUGCCCCAGACCCUGUACAGUGCUGGCUGAUAUAGCGGCCCAGGCACCGCUGGCGUGGGCGGCGGGCGGUGCGUGAUGCCGCCAUGUCCGGGUGGCGAGUGUGGCAGCUGGUGGGGUGGCUGGUGCCCGAGCGACGCAGCGCCCCCGACCAGCGCCGGCAGCUGCGGCCCCACGCCUCGCCGAGGGGCUCACGUUCUCUCUUCACCUCUCCAACGCACGGGGUGGCCCCCACCGGGGAAGACUCCAGCCACCUGCGCCGCAGCCUAAGCUGUCUCGAGCAGCAUCCAGAGGAGGUCGAAUAUCCCGCAAAUCAUGUGGCUCCUGCAAACCCUGCAACACUACCAAACCCUGCCGCACACAACGCCCCCGCACUCCCUUCCAACCCCGCAGUUGCCGCAGUUCCCUCAAGCCAAGCUGCCUCGACAGUUCAUGCAGCCCCCACAGUCACAGCAGCUGCCUCAGGCCGGGAGGAGUCUUCAGGCCAAGCAGGACAGCGUGGCAUCGCGAAUGGAACCCCGAAAGUCUCCUCGUCGGCUACACUUCCUCGCGCCAGCUCCAGGCGGAGGUCAUUGCCGGUGUCCUCCGAAGAUGACGAUGGUCGCCACACGUCCCUCUCCAGGAGAAUGUCGGUGCAGCCCUCGGGCCGCCGCCAUCCCAACACUCAGGGCCAUGCAGCUUUAUCUGGUAGUCACACAUGGACCAGGAACUCAACGAGGGAGAGGCUGGCCGCCGUCACCAUCGGGAUGGGCGGCAAAGAAAAAGCUAAGGACAACGCUCAACCAGACAAAGACAACACCCGCACCAGCCUCUCCCUUCAUUUGACCUCCAACGGGCUCUCCCCCGCCACCAGCGCCCAUGUAACCUCACGCCCAGACAGCUCAGCGGCGGGGUCCGAAGGCGACGCGGCGUUCUGUCGCCUGCGGGAGGCCGUCGCCAGCCGGGCAUCGACCGCCAAGACAACCAAGAGCCCCUUGUCGCCUCUCGCGCUUCCUACCACCACCUCCGCCGCCAUUGCCGCAGCGGCAGCAAGCCUCAGGUCAAAUCUUAAACCAAAGAAUCAGCUGAGGCGCAGGAGAUCCGAUUCUGGUCAUUCUGUGACUUUCGACCUGCCAGAAGACUGCGACAACCUGGGCACUGCGCGCGUCGUGCGGGUCGACGCCGAGCCGCUGUCCAAAUGCAUGAAGGACCACCAGAACAUGCGGGAGCAGAGUGGUGCGCGGGACAGGCGGCGGCACGACGACGACCCGCACGACGAGGUGCUGACGUGGCUCUCCGCCGGCGAGAUGGGUCAGGGCCUGGCCGAGAGGGCGCCUACGCCAGGUGUUGGCCAAGAGAUUCCCUCGGGUAGUAUUAGCAGGGAGGACUCGGCCCGCAGCCCCGUGUGGCCCAAACCCACACUCCCUGAGGUGGCGGCCAUGGCGGUACUCAGCCCUGGCCUUGGAGAAUCUGCCGUCAGCCCUUGCGGACCACUGUCACUGUCUAACAAGACCACCUCUCCUGCCCCGCCCCUUCAGCCGCCCACGCCGACGCCCCAGCACAGCCAGGCCUCUCUGGAGUGGUCCUCCACAGACAGUGGCGGACCGGACUCUGGGUAUUGGGGUGCCGGCGAGGCCCCGGUGGCCACACGGCGCGGCGUGAAGGUGGUGUCGCGGGGCAGAGAGCUGCUCCUGCCCUACGCCUGUUUGCAUCGCGGCCGCCUCCAUCUACGCAUCGUCAGAGACGAGGUGCUGGAGGAGGGUGGCUGCGCACUAAGCGUCAGAGAUGUGAGCGAGCUGCUACACGCCCAGUACGCCAUUAUUACCGGAGGAAAAUCGCGAGAGGGUUGCCCCAUCCUCACAUUCCCGGAUAGAGGAAAUUUUGCUCAGCUAGGAGACGAGGAAUAUCGAAAACUGAUCAUCUACCUCACCUCAGUCCCCUCGCUUCAGGACGCCGACUUGGGGUUUGUGUUGGUCAUCGACAGACGCAAUGACAAAUGGAACUCCGUCAAAACUGUUCUCCUCAAAAUAUCGGGCUUCUUCCCGGGACUCAUCACCGUGGCGUACGUGCUCAGGCCAGCCGGGUUCCUGCAGAAGGCCAUCUCGGAGGUGUCCAACAAGAUCUUCCGGGACGAGUUUAAGUUUCGGGUGGUGGUGUGUAACUGCGUCGCGGACCUUCACGAUUACAUAGACAAGAACCAGCUGACGGAGGACCUGGACGGCUGCAUCCCUUACAAUCACGAUGAGUGGAUUGAGCAGAGAGUGAGGGACAGAGACCGAGGGCUGCGGGUCGGGGCACGGAACCCUCGGCGCUUAUUCUCUGGCACGGAGGAGGCGGCGGUACUGCACGCUCGUACUGUCAUGGAUCUCGUGCACGACAUCGCCUCCUCCCACAACUACGAGGCGGUGGUGGCGAGCGACUAUAUCCUACAGAUUCAGAUCCAACACGCCGUGGCCACUCUCAAGCAGGCGGUGGAGAAGUUCAGCGCCAAUACUCAGGAGAUCAGCGCCUCCCUUCGGGCCUUCACGCAGAAGCUUCAGGAGACGGAGUUCCCCAAUGAUGUCAACUCCACCGAGGAACUGCUUCGCUCCCAGCGGGCGGAGUAUACGGUGCUCAAGGAUGACCUACUGUCCGCCUCACGCCACGGGGAAACACUGCUCAACUGCAUCAAACGCCCUGGAGAGCCUCGGUCCGCCCGCCUGUGCCCUGAUAAGCUGAUUAACGUGACGGCGGUGGAGCGGCUCUUGGUGCAGCUGGAGGAGACAGAGAGGACCUUUGAUGAGUUCUGGACGAGACACGAAGGGCGCCUCACGCAAUGUUUGCAACUCAGGCGCUUCGAGAUCGACUUCAGGGAGCUGCAGACGUCCCUGGAGGUGUCCCUGAAGCAGCUGAGUGGCAUGCUGGAGGUGGGCGACUCAGUGGUGCACGUCGACCAGCUCUUAGCAGAGGCACAGGACUUCCACAUGAUGACUGCCGACCAGCUGGAGAAGGCGGAGGAGCUGAGAAUCAUCGGCACACAGCUCAUUGAGAGUCAGCACUACGCGGUCGACUCCAUCCAGCCCAAGUGUGUGGAGUUGGUGCGGAUGAAGGACGCCUUCCAGGAACGCAUCACCCGCCGCCUGGAGACCUUACACAAGUGCCGGGACCUUCAGGAGCGCAUUGAGAGAGCCAAUAAGUGGUGCACAGAGGGUGUGGAGCUGCUCGCCUGUCAGCAGAUAGAAAGAUGUCAGGCCCCAGAGUUUGCCGAGGAGGCUUUGAGGGAGCUGGAGGAGUUCAUGGCGUCCUCAGACCACAGCCACCUGGGCAGCUCACGGGAACUGAAGACCAUGUUUGAAGACGUCAUCACUCCAGAAACCAAGGGACUUGUGCAACAGGUGCUGAAGAGAAUAGAGGAUGUGCAGAUGAUGUGUGAGAAGAGAAAGAGUUCCCUCAAGAGGCUGGCCACACGCCUCCCCCGGCCAGUGCAUGCAGUCACCCCAGAGCCAGCUGUCCCCCUCCACCACAGCCAGGGCCAGUCCAGUGGUACGCCCCAUUCCCAUCCUGCCUCUCCCCUCCACGCAGACCUUCCCAAGUCUCCCAAGAGCAUGAGGAAGGCGUCCACACUGCCCAAGCAGCUUGGAGACAGCGGUGACUCGCCUGAGUGGACCGGGGACACUGAGGCGAUGCGAGCCAAGCGAGGCCACGUCCUGAGAGAACUUCUGGACACCGAGCGCGUUUAUGUGUCUGAGUUGUGCUCCAUCCUCAAGGGCUACAAGGACGAGAUGCUGAAUCCUGAGAUGCAGCCACUGAUCCCUGUCAACCUGUACGGCAAGAGUGAUCUCCUCUUUGGCAACAUGGAGGAGAUCUUCCGUUUCCACAAUGACGUCUUCCUGAGGGACCUUGAAAACUGCAUCAACACGCCUGAGCUGAUCGGACUCUGUUUUGUCCAGAGGAAAGACACAUUCCACCGUCUGUAUUCCCUGUACUGCCAAAACAAGCCCCAGAGUGAGGAGCUGCGUCGCCAAGUGGGAGACACCAACCCAUUCUUCAAGGAGUGCCAACGACGCCUCCACCACAAGCUGCCCCUCGGUGCCUACCUCCUCAAACCAGUCCAGCGCAUCACCAAGUACCAGCUGCUCCUCAAGGACCUUCUGAAGUGUGUGGAGGGAAGCCAAGGCCGCCGGGAGCUGCAGGAAGCGGUAGACACAAUGCUUGCAGUCCUCAAGUGCCUCAAUGAUUCCAUGCACCAGGUGGCCAUUGUGGGAUUCCCGGGCAACUUGGCAGACCUAGGCAAGCUUCUCAUGCAGGGGCCCUUCAGUGUGUGGAAUGAGGGCAAGAAGGGACUGAGGGAGCUUCGUCUCAAGCCUGCCCAGAGACAUAUCUUCCUCUACGAGAAGGUGCUGCUCUUCACCAAACGGGCCGGGAAGGACACUGACCGUGCCACUUAUCACUUCAAAAAUGCCCUCAAGAUGUCCCAGGUCGGCCUGACGGAGAGUGUACACGGCAACAAGGGCGACAUCCGCAAGUUUGAAGUGUGGCUUCAGGGGCGGCAGGAGGUGCACACUAUCUUGGCUCCAUCGGCUGAAGUGAAGGAGACCUGGGUGAAGGAGAUCAAGCGAGUGUUGCUGGACCAAUUUGAGUACCUGAAGGGGGAGAACAUCAAACAGUAUUCCUCCAGGAUCCAGAAGGGCGCCAGUCUCAACGGCAUCAGGAUCCCGCCACUCUCACCCACAACACAGCACAGGGCGCUGCGCCAGACUGCCUCGUGGGACAUGGCCGGCAAUGGCAUGAGUGGCAGUGGGGGAUCCAUCAGUUCCAGCAGCUCUGAGGGUCGGCAGAGUGGCAAUGGGGUGAGGGAGGGCAGCCGCCGCUCCACCCGCAGCAUGAGGUCUUCUGAGGGAACACUUGGAGAUGCCCCAGAGGAGGAGGAGGAGAGCUGGUCUUCUGACUACUCAGCCUCAGAUGAAGAAGAAGACCAAGAGACCUUCUCAGAAAGCACAGAAUACACAUCGUCGAGAUUCCUGGUCCUUGCUGACUACAAUGCCAUGGGCAGCUCUGAGGUCAGCCUGAGGGAGGGAGACUAUGUAGAUCUCAUCAAAGUGGGAUGUGCUGGCUGGUGGUAUGUGCGAGUGACCGGCACGCCCUAUGAGGGGUGGGCGCCAGCUGCUUACCUUGAGCGGGUCCUCAAGAAGGGCAGCCGGUCUUCUCCUUCUGUGAGCAGCCAAGAAUCAACUUCUGGCCUCAAACACGCCACCUCCAGGACCUCUGUUGCCUCACUCUCUGCCAAGUCUGAGGAGAUCAACAUCCUGUGAAUGGUGCAGAUGGAGCAGCCUGCUGUGCUCUGACCUGCUGGUGGUGGACAGGUUCCCUACAGCCUACAUAGCCUACAUAACACAUGAGAAUUGUUAAUGUACAGUUAAUUUCUGGUUCCUGUUGUUUAUGACAAUAUUUUAUGUAUAUUAGUCAGCUGAUCCAAGAUUUCUGGGGUACAAGUGAGCUGGACUCCAAUUCCUAGAUAAGUGUAGCUGUUGCAUAUGGCUGGGGAGGAUCUAGAUACUGUACCUAGUUCUUAUUGGUUUCUACACUGCUGAUGAACAGCUGUAGAGGUGUGGCUGGACCUGUACAGAACCAACAGACAUUACCAUCACCACCACCACCACCAUCAUCAUUCCCUCAGAAAGUACCAGCCAACACGUUCCAGCCUCAGGUGUACCAACUCGGUGUGGUUCGUCAAAAGAGUCUCCUGUAAACCCAGAGCCUCAAAACCUCAGUAAUGCAGCUCACAUACUUACUGUGAACCUCGCCCUAUCGUAUCUCAAAGUGCUGUAGGAGGUUUUGAGGAGUGGUGAGCCAGUUGACAGGUGCAGCCAGUCAAUCAGUACUGCAAUGUCCUUUUAAGUUCCAAAGGCUGCAAAACAAGAAGCACAAAUAGAUGGAACGUACAUGGGUGGUUGUAUGAUCUAGCAAGCAGAGGUUCCAGUUCCCUUCUUGCCCGCUAUGAUCUAAGUGAUAGCGAGGACACAUACAAAUUUGUGGACUUCCAUUCUCAUAAGUCUCUCAAUUAGCCAGUUGUUAAUGUCACAUAUAACUAUAGACCUUGAUCCUCUCUCUCACACUUUCAUGGCCAAUCUGCAUCCUCCUCUCACCUCGUGCUGAGACAUGGAGAGUACCCGAGGUUUUUAUAACUUUUUUACUGCAUUUUUGUUGUCUUGAGUACCUUAUUCUUUCUCUGGUUGUGGGUGUGUCAGAGCCGAGUGCCUCCUGGGUGGUGGCUGGAGAGAGCACUCGGAGCUAAGACUAAACAUUUCCGACGUGCCAGGAUAAGUAACUGGCAUUCUGUAGACUAAGCUGCUUAUCUCCAGUGGUCAGCCUGUGAAUUUCUUCUCUACUCCAGCUUCAGACUUGUGCUUCAGGCUGCUCUGUGCUGCCUCAGUGACCUGGUUUGAGAGAAGCAGUUAAGUUCUCCUAUUGCAAAUUUUUUUCCUUCAUUGUACUCCUUCUCAACUUAUCUAUUUAACAUGUUUAUCACUUCAGAGAAUCUUCUCCUUCAUCAUGUUUUUAUACAGUUCCAUAAUUUAACUAAAUGUGUGUUAACUUUACCACUUGCUCACAUUCCCUUUCACCCUAGCUCCCUAUUCUGCCUCAUGAAGCUCCCUUCCCCAUGUCACCCUCAGUUAGCAUGUUUCCCUCCCCUGUGGACCCCCUUGGGGCAGCCACCCGUGAUCAUGUGCCUCAGUACAGGUAGAAGUAGCAUAGCAGUAGAGGUGUGUCCCUGUGUUGCCCCGGGGCCAGCAAGUAGCGUUUGUCAUAAGGGUAAAGAGAAGAUGUGUGCAAGUGUAGCUGGAAGAUGCAGUCGUAGUGUGUUUUUUACAACGGGAGAUUGGCCAAGGGCUAAGAGAAAAGCAGAGCAAACACCCGCAAGUGCCAUUCCCAACAGAAAGUGUGAAAGAAACUGAGUGUUGCAAUGAUGGCUCUUCUCACUCAGCACACCCCAGGAUCUCAACACCUGUUCACUCUGUCUUGUGGGAGCUGUGGCUGAGGUCAUGAUGUUUGGUAGUCAUAACUUGUCAUUAUUCCUGAAACUUAUCAUGGAAAAACCCUGACUCAUUCAGAGGAGGCGGCAGGCACAAUGCUGAGGGCAUUGCUGUCUGGAGGUGAAGUGGGAGGUGCCGCCUGCAGGAGUCACAGUGUAGUGACGCCAGAAAUCCUGUCCCAACUCAUUGCAAAUUGUUGAGUUUUUUUGUGAUCAGCCAAGUAAUUGCUGCUGUUCUUGUUUAGGUGCAAUGCUUCUACUGAAAUUAAGGAAGAAUAUUUUUAUAUAUGAACAAUAAGUGCAUCAUUGAAAAGCACAUGAAGGUUACAUGCAAUAACCUUCAGAAUUUUGUAUCAGUUACUUUUAAAAACACAUUGAACUUGAUUCACAUACAAGUUACAUUUGCAUUGUAGCAUUCCAGUUCAGAGUGUGUAUGGUUUAUGGAGCCAAAUGUUUCAUCAGUAACUCUUGUUUACUGCCACGACAGAAGUAAUUACAUGGUUGCUUACACUCACUCAACACUCACAGAGACCAAAUACACAGUAGGUAGAUGACUCCCAGAAGGUCACAAGUGUGUGUGGGCAGUACAAAAGUGACACAGCGGAGAGGAAGCCAUAGUGCAGUUUUGUGAUAAAUUAGCGGCAGAAAUAGCAGCAUCAGCACCUUUGGCGGCCAGUUCUCUUGGGAAGGCCAGCGGGGGCAGCUGCGGGGGAUUCCACCCCUUCGCUCCUCCAGCACUGGCAUGGUAGGACUUGGCAACCGAUCAUGGCCUUAUAUACACUGCAAGUUUUGUACAACCGUAUAGACAAGUUGAGGCUGAGGUGGAGAGGACCGACCCUGUACCCCAAAGAGCCCGGGCAGCAAGGCAGCCCGGCCCAAUGCGGAGCAGACAGUGGGUGGGCCGGCGAGGGCCAGACCCCCGCUCCGCACUACAAUCUCCCAAGUGACUUACUGACUCCUUUUUGUACAAUGAUGAUGUGUUGUAGCAUUCCAUAAGUGUUCCAGUUUUCACAGUGUUGAAUGGUGCUUGUAUAGCCAUGCAUGUACUAAUUAGCCAGUGGGUGUUCCUAUUGCUAAGGUGUACAGUGUGACCCCUAGAGGGCCUCUCCCACCCCAGGACAAGUAUAUUCCCAGAGCAGCAUGACGCUCCUGUCUUGCUUGGCCCUCCACUGCCCUGUGAUGCCUCGUUUCCACAGGGACAGUUGUUCCCACUCGUCACUCUCUCCUUCCUCUCCUCUCCCUCUACUUUAUCCAUAUUCCUGCCUCUGCCCCUCUCCUUGACUGUAAAUACUUACACAUUCAUCUUCCCCUGCCAAGUACUGCCCUGGAAGGUCCGUGUAUCGGCAGCAAUAUUUCUUUACAUUUUUAUGCUUGAUAAAAGAAGUAAUCUUAAUUUGUCCGUUGAUUAUUGUCUGGUGAUGUACAUGGGAUUGGCAUAGAAAGUGUUAUAUUUAUAAUUAAGAAGGUUAUAGCUUUAUGUAUUUGUACAUAUGUACAUAUAUCCUGUAUAUGUACAUACAAUAAAUAUAUACAUUCUGCUCAUAGGAAUAAUCAAUAUUUAAGGAUGCAUUUUUAAUUAUAUGACUCCUGUAAGAAGGAAAUAAUCAAGUCUGAAGUAACAGCACUGAAGUGGCCAGUGACUGUCCACCUCCACACCUGUCUGGAGCAGGUGUGUGGGAUGCGCCUCACCCUACACAUGCUGGAGAGAGUGCGUGGCAGGUCACACCUGACACACACUCUCUUGAGCGAGUAUUCAGGAACAAAAUAUUUUACAUUCGACAGAGCAGGUGUGUAGGGACUCGUAAUUCACACUGUCUGGGCAGGUGUUUGGGAUUCACCCUACACCUGCAUGGAGCAGAGUGUCGGUUGUUCAAUACACACCUGCCAGGAAUAAGUGCAUGUGUGCAACCCGUACUACACCUGGCUGGAGCAGGUGUGUAAGGGUGUGCCUCACAGCAUUUCCAGGAGCAGGUGCGUAGGGUGAGGCUUUCACAGCAGCGUGCAGCAGGUGUGCAGGGGUGGUAUAUGUCGCCUGCCACACGCUCUCCCAGGCGGUGAUGGCGUCAUUUGAAGCACAUGAAACAAGACGCAAACGAUAUGCUAUGUUGACGCUCCAACGUGACCCUCGCGUCGCGUGGCCAGGACGCUCAGGAGGGCCAUGGCCACACACCACAUUCCUCUGUCACUCAGGCUACACUCGACCCUUCUCCAUUACUACUACCUAUAUACAUAUACAGUAAGAAAUACUAUAUAUAUAUGUAUGUACGUAUUUCAUAAUAUAUACACAUACUACACUAUACAUACGGAGGAAUAGUUUUAAUUAUUAUCAUUAUUAUCAUUGCGUGAUUCUCAAGGCGGAGGACUGGCCCGGGUUGCCCUGUGUGACUCCCCACGCCCUGCUGGACCUGAUGGCAUUUUACUUUUGUUUUUACUUUAUUUUAUGUUUAUCCUCAUAUUGACGAAAUUUUAAGGCUUACUUGUUUUAUUUUUGUUAUGUCUUGGGUCGACCGAAGUGUUACAUAAGAAAGCGAACGAUAGGUAUGAUAAAGUCAGUCCCGGUCCAUGAUUUCGUUGUUCGUUGUGUUGAUAUUGCUAGUGAUUGGUGGUCCUAGUCAUGUGUGGCGGCAGGUGUGUCCAGCAGGUGUGGGUGAGCCUGUCUCUGGGGCGUCGCUCACACAUUUUCGUCACUACUUCAUAACGUCACGGUUACGUCAUCAUUUAAUAUUCUCAUCACGUUCAUUCAUCAUUGCAGAUCAAAGACAUUUUCCCCUUCUAUAUUUAUUUCCUUUUAGCCUUUGGAAAUGCCUCUCAAAGUAUUACAAGUAACCUCACCUUCUCCAUUGAUGUUACUCAAUGCAUACAUAACCUUCUGUAAUCUUCCGAAACACUAAAUACUGAUGUAAUAUAUGAAAAUUGAGAAGUUUA
Portunus trituberculatus (swimming crab) is the source of this 10199-nucleotide messenger RNA. Its product is annotated as guanine nucleotide exchange factor DBS-like. Gene Ontology annotation, cellular component: cytoplasm. The transcript is spliced from 24 exons. Lineage: Eukaryota; Metazoa; Arthropoda; Malacostraca; Decapoda; Portunidae. The coding region runs from base 370 to 5553 and encodes 1727 amino acids. Gene Ontology annotation, molecular function: protein binding; guanyl-nucleotide exchange factor activity. The record is from RefSeq and is a predicted model, not a curated record.